AUGGUCUACGUCCGCCAACUCGACUCGGCGCCCGAAUACUUGGCCGCGACCCACCUCCUUCGCAUCUCUUUGCUUGAGGCGACCAAUCAUAUGAGCUGCAUCGCGUGCACCGAUCCCUCGGCCGCCUGGUUUGUCCUCGCCGACUCGGCAAACUGCCCCGUGUCGGCCUAUGCGGUUCUGUCACAAGCCCGCGGCGUGCUUCUAAGUCCGUUCAUGACACCGAACGAGGCGUCGGCGCUCGCAACGUACUUCAGGACGCUCUCGCUUCCGAUGCCGGGCACCGUUCGCGGUCUUUCUGAGAGCGUCGCGGGUUUUGCUGCCAACAUGCCGCACGAUAUCACCCGCGAGGCGUGGCUCUACCGUCUCCACCGCGUCAAGCUACCCGCCAACGCUGUUGCGGGGACCCUCAUUGUCGCCACGGACACGCACGCGGCGCAGCUCCGCGCGUGGUACAAGCUCUUCAAGCGCGAGUGCUUUGACGAAUCCUUGGACGACGUCGCCGCGUCCACAUUAGUGCAGCGCGGCCUAUGGCGCAAGGCGCUCUACGUCUGGAUCGCCGACGGGGUUGUUGUCGGCUUUGGCGGCGUCGCGCCACCGAUGACGACGGACGCGAUGACGGUGUAUAUGCUCGGUCCGAUCUUCAUUGCCCCACACGCGCGCGGCCAUGGUUUCUCAAAAGGGCUCACGGCCGCCAUCAGCGCGACGCUGCUGGACACGUGCCCGACGCCGCAAGCGUCCAUUACGCUCUACGCCGACGUAAAGAACCUUGCAGCCAACGCUGCGUACAAGGCUGUGGGGUUUCUUCCCAUCGAACGUGACGUGACGUGUGCGCUGCGCCGCGAGCCAUGAUGUGACAUGUGCGAUCACUUCAGCUUGCAGAUGCAAGUCAGGGUGACAGUAAUGCCAGAAGGGUGGAAAAGUUGUCUGUCGUCGUACCUGGUCAAUUGCGGUCGGAGCGUGCACUAAUAUUGCAGUGAUGUAACAAGUCGGCCAUCCAGAAAGUGCGUCCGAGAAGGCUUGAAACAGG
Molecule: messenger RNA, 1027 nt
Organism: Saprolegnia parasitica CBS 223.65
Lineage: Eukaryota; Oomycota; Saprolegniomycetes; Saprolegniales; Saprolegniaceae
Exons: 1
Coding region: 1-849 (282 amino acids)
Molecular function (GO): acyltransferase activity, transferring groups other than amino-acyl groups
Source: RefSeq, a predicted model, not a curated record